AUGGCGCAGAACCUCACCGAUGUCCCAGUCCUCCUACAGCGCCGUGACAGCAGAGGCAGUGGGGAUGGUCCGCGCCGGACGAGCGGGUUGGAGGUCAAGACGGAGGAUGGGAACGGAUUAGGGGAGGAUGGGAAGUCGGAGAAGGACUUGACCGCCCAAGGGGAAGGCCAUGAGACUCGUGGUGACGGGGAAGACGACGGAUACGACAGCACCAAUCCCAUCCCUUGGACCGUCAAGUGGAUCAGUCUCGCCGCGGUGAUGUGCAUGCCUAUAGGUGUCAACUGGGCGGAUUCUGCUCUGGGUCCACUUCGAAACACGCUGCGGAAUGAGAUGGGGAUCAACAACGAGCAGUUCGGGGUGAUUAGCUCCGCGGAUGCUAUCGUCAACUCCAUCUGGCCUUUGAUCGGAGGUAUCUUACUCGACUGGGUCGGCGUCGAUGUCAUUGCCCCAGUCUGCACCACACUCAUCCUCAUCGGCUCACUCAUCUCCGCUUCUGGCGUUCAAAUCGGUAACUGGCGUCUCUUGGCGGGUGGCUACAUCGUCCAAGGGUUCGGCACGGCCCUGCUCGACUCUUGUCAACAGGUCUUCUUCCACGCCUUUGGACGCAGACAAGGUCUCGCCUUCGCCUUUGGCCUCGAGAGUGCCAUCGCCAGCGCCACCUCACUCGCCUCCGAGGCCGCCGCGAUCCCCAUCCGAGACUCGCUGGGUACCAAGGCGGUCUUCUGGAUCCCGGUCGCCUUUUGCGCGCUAAGUAGUGCCCUCAAUUUCGCCUACCUCUACUAUUCCAAAAAGCGGAUGCCGGCUCAGUACCGCCUCACGACGGGACGCCAGCGUGCGCAGGCCGGCGGAUCGAAUCGCAAGCUCGUAUCUCUCGACUCACUCUGGAGGUUACCGUGGUGCUUUUGGAUGCUUCCAGCCACACAGCUGCUGCAGUCUGGCGCGGCCGGCGGAUUCUCGGUCGCUAGGGCGGAUAUCAUCAGGAUGAAGGGCUACUCCGAAGCGACCGCGGGAUUCUUGCAGAGUGGGAGUACUGCCAUCCAGGUGGUGAUGGCUCCCGUGUUCGGCUACGUUAUCGAUCGGUGGUGUCACAGAUUCCAUUACGUGGCACUUGCGCCGCUGCUGUGGAUCGCUUCCUGCGCCCUUCUCGGAUUCUCGGAUAUUCACCCCAUGGUCGCCCUUGUCUUUGCGAGCUUGGCGGGUGUCAUCAACUCUGCACCAUUGCAAAUGGCCUUACACCUAUUAGUGGCGGAUCACAGGCUGAUUGGGACUGCCUUUGGUGUCUGGCGAGCUUUCAACAACUCGGGCAGCGUGGUAAUGGACGUCAGCUACGGUCGAAUCCAGGACAGAACCCCGGGCAGGGGCUACGACCGCGUCCUCAAGCUCACCAUCGGUAUCAAAUCUCUCGCUUUCGCUCUCGGCCUCGGCUACAUCUUCGUCGACUGGCGCUUCCUCGGCUCAGGGCUUACCAUGACUCGCCGCAAGCGAGACGCGAUCGAAGCCGAUAUACCCAAAGGCAAGUGGGACAGCCAUCCGCUUACACGGCGGACCGCGAUCAGGGAGGUCACGUAUGUCUGUCUGGCCCUGCUGUGCGGGUUCGUGAUUACCGCUUGGGUCCUGUUCUUCCUGGGCCUGGCUAGCUAG
Molecule: messenger RNA, 1641 nt
Organism: Dioszegia hungarica
Lineage: Eukaryota; Fungi; Basidiomycota; Tremellomycetes; Tremellales; Bulleribasidiaceae
Product: major facilitator superfamily domain-containing protein
Exons: 9
Coding region: 1-1641 (546 amino acids)
Biological process (GO): transmembrane transport
Molecular function (GO): transmembrane transporter activity
Source: RefSeq, a predicted model, not a curated record